Messenger RNA from Magnolia sinica, 3496 nucleotides. RefSeq names its product valine--tRNA ligase, chloroplastic/mitochondrial 2. The record is from RefSeq and is a predicted model, not a curated record. Lineage: Eukaryota; Viridiplantae; Streptophyta; Magnoliopsida; Magnoliales; Magnoliaceae. The transcript has 27 exons. Bases 81 to 3038 code for a protein of 985 amino acids. Gene Ontology annotation, biological process: valyl-tRNA aminoacylation. Gene Ontology annotation, cellular component: cytosol; cytoplasm. Gene Ontology annotation, molecular function: aminoacyl-tRNA deacylase activity; ATP binding; valine-tRNA ligase activity.
UCCAUCACACUUCUUCCCUCUCCCGCCUUAUCUAUCCUUAAACCCUACCAUUCAAAGCUCUCUUCCCAUUUACUCCAUCAAUGGCUCUCUGCAAUCCCUCAUUCCUAUUCUUCUGCUCUUUUUCCUCUGCCUAUAAAUUCAAUCCUCUUUUCUUCUCUCCAAUCUCUAUCCGCAAAUCCACGCCUUUCCUCUCCUCUCGCUGCAAUCGGCGGGUCCCAUUUUCUUUCCCAAGAAAUUCCAAUCGUUUCGACCGCAGGUUCUCGUCAGGUACGGCAUUGGAGAGUGAGGUAUUUACAUCACCGGAGACAGCAAAGUCAUUCGAUUUUACAGCGGAAGAGCGGAUAUACAACUGGUGGGAGUCUCAAGGGUAUUUCAAGCCAAGCUUCGACCGUGGAGGAGACCCUUUCGUGAUGUCCAUGCCACCUCCAAAUGUCACUGGCUCGCUACAUAUGGGACAUGCAAUGUUCGUGACUCUUGAGGAUAUCAUGGUUAGAUAUUCCCGCAUGAAGGGCAGGCCGACACUUUGGCUUCCUGGGACCGAUCAUGCUGGUAUUGCAACUCAGUUAGUUGUGGAAAGAAUGCUUGCAUCUGAAGGCAUAAAAAGGACUGACUUAAGUAGGGAUGAGUUCAUAAGUCGAGUUUGGGAGUGGAAAGAGAAGUAUGGUGGAACCAUUACAAAUCAGAUUAAGAGAUUGGGUGCAUCUUGUGAUUGGACUAGAGAGCACUUCACCCUUGAUGAGCAGCUAAGUCGUGCAGUUAUUGAGGCCUUCGUCAGGCUUCAUGAGAAGGGCCUAAUUUAUCAAGGAUCUUACAUGGUCAACUGGUCUCCUAAUCUUCAGACUGCAGUCUCGGACUUGGAAGUCGAGUAUUCUGAAGAGCCUGGUUCUCUUUAUUACAUCAAGUAUCGUGUUGCGGGAGGUUCUAGGAGUGACUAUUUGACGAUAGCAACAACACGCCCAGAGACAUUAUUUGCUGAUACAGCUAUCGCGGUGCAUCCUGAGGAUGAUCGUUAUUCUAUGUACAUUGGUAGGCAGGCGAUUGUACCUAUGACAUUUGGACGGCAUGUUCCUAUUAUCUCCGAUAGAUAUGUUGAUAAAGAGUUUGGAACUGGCGUAUUGAAGAUAAGCCCUGGACAUGAUCAUAAUGACUAUCUUCUUGCUAGAAAGCUGGGGCUACCAAUACUUAAUGUAAUGAACAAGGAUGGGACUCUCAACGAGGUUGCCGGAUUAUACUGUGGGCUUGAUCGAUUUGAGGCGCGAAAGAAAUUAUGGUCAGAUCUCGAGGAGACAGGGCUAGCUGUCAAAAAGGAAUCAUAUACUCUACGAGUGCCUAGAUCCCAACGUGGUGGAGAAGUUAUAGAACCACUUGUGAGCAAGCAGUGGUUUGUGACCAUGGAGCCAUUAGCUGAGAAAGCCCUUCAUGCUGUUGAGAAAGGACAAUUAACGAUCAUCCCUGAUAGAUUUGAGAAGAUAUAUAAACAUUGGCUAUCAAAUAUUAAAGAUUGGUGUAUAAGCAGACAACUGUGGUGGGGGCAUCGCAUACCAGUUUGGUACAUCACAGGUAAGGAUUGUGAAGAAGACUAUAUUGUUGCGAGGAGCGCUGCAGAAGCUCUUGAAAAAGCUCUUGAUAAGUAUGGAAAAGGUGUAGAAAUAUAUCAGGAUCCAGAUGUUCUUGACACUUGGUUCUCAAGUGCGCUAUGGCCCUUCAGCACCCUUGGCUGGCCAGACCUAUCAGCAGAGGAUUUUAAGCACUUUUAUCCAACAACUGUCCUUGAAACUGGGCAUGAUAUUUUAUUCUUUUGGGUGGCACGGAUGGUCAUGAUGGGGAUUGAGUUCACAGGGACCGUUCCCUUUUCUUACGUAUAUCUGCAUGGACUUAUACGAGAUUCUCAAGGACGAAAAAUGUCUAAAACACUGGGAAACGUCAUAGACCCAAUUGACACUAUUAAGGACUUCGGUGCGGAUGCUCUACGAUUCACCCUUGCUUUGGGAACUGCCGGGCAGGACCUUAAUCUGUCCACAGAGAGGUUGACUUCAAACAAGGCCUUCACUAACAAAUUAUGGAAUGCCGGGAAAUUUGUGUUGCAGAAUCUGCCCAGUGAGAGUGACUCUACUGCUUGGGAGAACAUAUUGACUUAUAAGUUUGAUACAGAAGAAUCCAUUCUCAGACUACCUUUGCCCGAAUGUUGGGUGGUUGGGAAACUUCACGAGCUCAUUGACAAUGUCACCUCAAGCUAUGAUAAGUUUUUCUUCAAUGAUGUUGCAAGAGAAAUCUAUGAUUUCUUUUGGGGUGAUUUUGCUGACUGGUAUAUUGAAGCUAGUAAAACUCGUGUUCACAGCUCUGACGGCCAUUGCAUAGCACAGGCCGUUCUUUUGUACGUCUUUGAAAAUGUACUGAAGAUAUUGCAUCCUUUCAUGCCAUUUGUCACUGAAGAACUGUGGCAGGCGUUACCCCAUCGAAAGCGGGCUCUUAUAGUAUCUCAGUGGCCUGAGACUUCACUUCCAAGGGAUGCCAAGUCCAUUAAAAAUUUUGAGAACUUGCAAUCUUUGAUAAAAGCAAUCCGGAAUGCUCGAGCUGAAUAUUCUGUCAAGCCUGCAAAACGUAUAUCUGCAUCUAUUGUUGCGAGCACUGAUGUCCUCCAGUAUAUAUCUGCAGAAAAGGAUGUUUUGGCACUAUUAUCCAGACUAGAUUUACAAAACAUUCAUUUUACAGAAUCUCCUCCAGAUGAUAUGAAUCAAUCAGUCCACCUUGUUGCCGGGGAAGGUUUAGAGGCUUACCUGCCUCUUGCAGAUAUGGUAGAUAUCUCCGCCGAGGUCCAACGGCUCUCUAAACGCCUCUCCAAGAUGCAAACGGAGUAUGAUGCACUCGUUGCUCGCCUCAGUUCUCCUAGUUUUGUAUCGAAUGCACCCGAGGAAGUUGUUCGUGGUGUGCGCGAGAAAGCAGCUGAAGCAGAGGAGAAGAUAACUCUCACCAAGAACCGGCUUUCUUUCCUCGAAUCAACGGUCAUGGUCUCAAAGAAACCCAUAUCCGCAGCUUAACGUCAUCUUGUUUUCCCAUGAAUCUCCUUCAUGUCCUCCAAUUUAAUAGGAUCUAUCCAUUUCCAAGUUAGAAUGGUGUCCCUGAUGCCUGACCAACUGAAUCUUGCCUUGUCAACAAUGCCCCUUGCCAUUUCUUGAGAUGAAUGCUGCAAUGCCAUGGCUGCAUCUUGUGUUGCAGUGUCAAACCUGAAGGUGUGGUUGCUACUUCGAAACAUCAAACAAACGGCUUUUUUUAUGCUUUGGGGAAUGAAGAGAGACAAGAAAUUCCCUACAUAAGUGCUUUGAAUUGCUACUGUCAAUUUUGUAUAUGAUAACUCUCUUGACAUCUGAUGCCAAUUAAGAUUAUUAAUCUUAUACUUGCUAACUUUCUUAGUUAUGAUUUAUUGUAAUGAUUCUUGAACCAGAAUAAGAAUAUUUAUGGCAAUAUGAGAUAAAAAGGCCUGAGGUUUGCUACAAUA